AUGGUUGUCUCCGACAAAGUGCGCCGUGUUGCAUGGGGCAUCUACUUGAUCGAUGCACUUGGCGCGCCACCAUCGUCCGAGUGGACCGAAAGACUUGGCACUGUGUACACCAUCAUGCAGCAGUUCAAGGUGCCGAGGGGGUCAAGAGACUCUGUCCUUAAUUUGCUUGAAGACAACGUUGGAUUGAUCAAGAUGAUCGCAUUGCACACAUGCGAGAUCCAAAUCGUUGCCGACUGCGUGGAACUUGGCAUGGGGUUGACCAAGACCACGCACAUGGUCAACGAAUACCGAGCUGUCCAUAACCGUGUGCAUGUCGGCCGUAAUGCUGUGUACAGCAGUUAUCUCCGUUUGAAACCAGUUGUCACCCCUCUGUACCGGCAGAAACAAGGCAGUGCAGACAAGGACUCUGAGUGGGCCAAGGCGCGCCAUCGUUUAGCCCAAGAAUUUGCUACACGAUUGGGUAUUUGGGAGUUGGAUUAA
Molecule: messenger RNA, 480 nt
Organism: Aphanomyces astaci
Lineage: Eukaryota; Oomycota; Saprolegniomycetes; Saprolegniales; Verrucalvaceae
Exons: 2
Coding region: 1-480 (159 amino acids)
Source: RefSeq, a predicted model, not a curated record